Molecule: messenger RNA, 988 nt
Organism: Cantharellus anzutake
Lineage: Eukaryota; Fungi; Basidiomycota; Agaricomycetes; Cantharellales; Hydnaceae
Exons: 2
Coding region: 198-497 (99 amino acids)
Source: RefSeq, a predicted model, not a curated record
AGGAACUCUACAACGACAUGCAUGACGAAGCACUUUUGAUAGCGAAGCUAGAACCUAAGGUCUAGUCCUGCUGGAGCGACACCUAACUCCUGAACAAUCAGCUGAACUAGCUGGAUCAAUACCCUCACCCGAGUCCUUCUGAUGAACCCCCCCUUUGAGAGAGCUUCAUUGCCGAAGGGAAGCAUCGGUGGGAAUUGAUGAAAAUUUCCCCUGCUCUAGGGCGACUUUGGAACUUUGGCGUUUACAAGUUGUGGUGCCUGCCAUUUCCAAAAGAUCGAUUCGUGGCAUUGUAUGAAAAAGAUCGUGAUCGCAAUGCUUUCAACGCCGUUGGAGCCCAGAAGGGACUUGCGCAUACCAGGAAAUUUGAGGAUGCGCCGAGAACACUCAAGUUAUAUCACUCACGCUACCGAUGCAACGAUGCGGAACGGAACGCGAUGCGGUCUGCAUGGGUCUUUCUCGUCAGCAUGAUGCAAUCGCUCCUCGGGACGGAUCGAUAAUACCAUCAUGGUCUAUCAAUUCCGCACCGUAUAUGAACCGGUCUUCAGCUCAAAGGUGAAAACAACGGACAAUAACCUAAAUCCUGUUCGGAGGCCAGCUAAGUGGCAUCUCCUUUCAGUGUCAUCCAGUGUAACCAUCCAUGCUACACAGUACGUAACUCUCUCUCUGGGCCACCGAUCUAGAAGAAUCAAGCAUGAACACUCCCCAGCAGGAUUUCACGAAUGAGAGCCCAGGACAAUCUGACAGAAAGGCUGGUCCUUCAUUGGCCAGGCCUGUAUCGAUCUACCGAUCCCAGCCAACCAAUCCCUUGCCACCAACCAACGCUUUCCUGCUGACCAACCUUUCGCUGCCAACCCACUCUUUGAUUCGGACGUGCCUGUUGGUGUUGAAUAUAUAUGAGCGAUCUCGGAGAGACAGAAGAUGCACCUAGGUCUGAUGGAAAGGCCUGAUUUAACGAACGGUGAAAUGCCAGAAACCAUUAGGAAUUGAG